GCGGCUCGGGACCAUGUCGACGUACGAGGAGAGGCGACCAGGGUCCAGGUUGCUGGUGCGGUUCGCCGCCGACGAGUGGACGCAUGAGAGGAUCUUCUUAUGGCCGGUGCAUCGCGAUCGACGCCAUGAGUGCUGGGUGAUCCAGACGGCGGACGGAGAUCGCUAUGUCGAGCGGAAGGCUGACUGGCGGUGGCACAUCUCGUUGCUGCACGGCUGGCCCGAGGGGUUCGCUGGCGACGCGGCGCGCUUCCGCGCCGAGGUGGGCCGCGAGGAGUUGCGCCAGAUAGUGUUGGAGGGCCGCGACUUGGCGCGGGAGGAGCGCCGUCGACGCCGUCUCCCGCCCGACCUGGGCGCCCACCUCGGCGAGCAGCCGACGACGAUGGUGGACUGGCACGGCGACGAGUGCGGGAAGGGGGCCGGCGCGCUGGAGGCUCUGCGGGCCCCAGUUGAGGAGGCUGGCGGCACGAGCACACCCCGCGAGGGCCGCGCCGAGGAACUCACCGAGGACGUCAGGACGCUGGCCGUGGAGUGGAACGAGCAAGGCGUCCGCUUCAAGGAGUGGCGGCGAGCGGUCGGCGAGAGCAGUGAGGAGGCGUUGGGCGGCUGCGAGCUGCGUGGAGCAGGCGCGGCUCUGCACCUGAGUCAGAGGUUCACGCAGCAUGGCGGUGAUCCUAAGACAUGGAUGUCAAACUUCUGCCGGGAGUAUGGCGUCAGUCAACGAGACCGCACCUGGCACGAGCUGAGCUGCUUGGUGACGAUCUUCUGGCUGGCGGGGACCUUCGACGCAGUGAACCUCGGGGGCCUGACUUGCCUGGAGGUGGCGGCGCGUCGGGUCGCCCAGAUCACCGAGGCCCAUCGCGUGGCUCCUGGGCACCCUGCGGCUUGGGAGGCGGGCCGCUUCCUGACGGGCACCAGCGACCCUUUCGACGCGGCGUCGCCCGAGCUGCGGAACUUCGCGAACCGCGCAGCUCGGGGCGAGGCCGAGCGCCUGACCGCGCUGGACCGGGGCCGGACGCUGGCCAGUGGCGGGCGCGGGGCUGGCGGCAGUGAGGAUGUGGCCGGCGCGCUGGCGUCGGGAGGCCUCCCCCGUGCCGGCGCCGAGGGCGACGGAGGCAAAGGCGGCGGCGGCGGUCGCGGUCGCGGGCGGAAGGUCAGGCCGGGGGCGAGGCCGCCCCCCGGACUGGAGGCAGAGGCCAUGCGCAGCGGGCGGAUCUUCCCGUUGCCGCCCUUGCGCGAGCUGGAAGCCGACGUCGCUGGUUCGCUUGGUCGACGGGAUCGGGCACGUGUGCGGCUGUUGGCCAACGAGAGUCUGGCUGCUCUGAAUUGGAUGCACGGCGCUGAAAGGCGGGCGCCUGGCGCGCCACUUAGCCGGGCCACGCGAUGCCGCGUGGCGGAGCUGCAGCACGAGACGCAGCGGCGGGCGCAGGACCCGGCGGGUUCGCCACGCGUCAUGGACCUGCUGCCGGAGGUGGGGAUCUUCUUCGUCAAGAAGAAGGGCGACCGCCAGCGGCUGAUCCUGGACCGCCCGUCGGCUGAGAGCGGCCUCGACCGAAGCGAGGCGCUGGACGACGUCCCGGGCGGCCUCGACACUUGGCUGGGCGUUAGCGACGCGAGGGGCUGCUUCCACAGGCUGCUCCUGGACGACUGGCCCGGCCUUCAGGAGUUCUUCGGCUAUCCGCCGCUGCGCGCCGCCGAGCUCGGCCUCUGGCAGCUGGGCGGGGCGGGGGUCGAGCGGGGCGCGCCGAUCUACCCGCUGGCCCGCGCGCUGCCGACGGGCCGGGCGUGGUCGCUACAUUACGCGCAGGCGGCCAACGCACAUCGCAUGACGCUGCUGCGCGAGCAGGACGGCGCCCUGCCCGUGACGGAUCGCGGCCCCCCGCUGCUGCUGGAUGGCCCCCGGGCCCUCGGCCGCUACACCUACGCGGACAACAUCGGGGUGCUGGGGAGCUCGGAGGGCCAUGCGAGGUCGGCGCUGGCGGCGGCCACGGAGUCGCUCGGCAAUGGCAGGGAGGCGCUGGGGGCGCAGCUCAACGGCCGCGACGGUUGCACGCGCCCCACGCCCUCCAGGUUCUGGCGCUUGCGAGGCGCCGUACAAGCACUGCUGCAGCGCCGCAGGGUGAGCGGCGCGGAACUGGAGAUCAUCGUGUGUCACCUCACGUUCUUAGGCCUGGUUCGCCGCGAAAGUCCGAGCUGCUUCCAUUGCGUCUACCGCUCCAUCCAGCGCCAUUACUUCGACAGGACCGCGUUGUGGCAGAGCGUGGUCGAGGAACUCCAGGCUUUCAUGGGCCCGAUGAUCUUCCUCCAUGCGGACUGGGACGCCAGGUGGCUCCCAGGGGUCUACCAGUCGGACGCGUCCCUCGACGGCUCCGGCUUGGCCUAUUCAUUGUGGGGGCCCAGCGACGCUGGCCGAGUGGGCCGCGUGCGCGAGCGGUCCUGCUACCGCCUGGGGGCAGGAGCUGCGCGGCGACACGCUGUGGAGGCCGCAGGCCUGGAGCUGCUCGCGGACGGCGGCGUCGGCGCGCCGGAGGACCCCACGUUCGAGGAGGUGCCGGCGGAGCUGCUGCAUGCCGCCCGCUGGCGGACGGCGCUGGCCGAUCGGUGGGCCUUCAGGGAGGGGAUCCCCCACCUCGAGGGCCGCGCGCUGGUCAAGGCCGUGGAGCGCGUGGCUAGCUCGCGCGCUGGUCACGACGGCCGAGCCCUGCUCCUGGGGGACAACAUGGCUGUGGUCCUGGCGUUCUCUCGAUCACGGGCUCGAGACUUCAAGCUGCUGGCGAUGAUUCGGCGGGCGGCGGCUUGCGUGGGCUCAG
Prorocentrum cordatum is the source of this 2807-nucleotide messenger RNA. The record is from the annotation of a GenBank genome assembly. Lineage: Eukaryota; Dinophyceae; Prorocentrales; Prorocentraceae.